Messenger RNA from Phycodurus eques (leafy seadragon), 1656 nucleotides. It is a transcript of the gene actb1, whose product is annotated as actin, beta 1. The transcript is spliced from 7 exons. The record is from RefSeq and is a predicted model, not a curated record. NCBI's taxonomy places the organism in Eukaryota, Metazoa, Chordata, Actinopteri, Syngnathiformes, Syngnathidae. Bases 78 to 1205 code for a protein of 375 amino acids.
ACGACUCGACGUCACAGUCAAGCUUGGUCUCAUACUCUUCGCAGCUAUUCCCGAGGAGACUUCACUCGCACCGAAAAAUGGAAGACGAAAUUGCCGCCCUGGUUGUGGACAAUGGAUCCGGUAUGUGCAAAGCCGGCUUUGCUGGAGAUGAUGCCCCACGUGCAGUCUUCCCCUCCAUCGUGGGACGGCCCAGGCAUCAGGGCGUGAUGGUGGGCAUGGGGCAGAAGGAUUCCUACGUCGGUGAUGAGGCUCAGAGCAAGAGAGGCAUUCUGACCCUCAAGUACCCCAUCGAGCACGGCAUUGUCACCAACUGGGAUGACAUGGAAAAGAUCUGGCACCACACCUUCUACAACGAGCUGCGUGUGGCCCCUGAAGAGCACCCAGUGUUGCUCACCGAGGCCCCCCUCAACCCAAAGGCCAACCGUGAGAAGAUGACCCAGAUCAUGUUCGAGACAUUCAACACACCCGCCAUGUAUGUGGCCAUCCAGGCUGUGUUGUCACUGUAUGCCUCUGGUCGCACCACCGGCAUCGUGAUGGACUCUGGGGAUGGUGUCACACACACGGUGCCCAUUUACGAGGGCUAUGCGCUGCCACAUGCCAUCCUCAGGCUGGACCUGGCAGGUCGGGACCUCACAGACUACCUCAUGAAGAUCCUCACUGAACGUGGCUACAGCUUCACCACCACUGCCGAGCGUGAGAUUGUGCGCGACAUCAAGGAGAAGCUGUGCUACGUGGCUCUGGACUUCGAGCAGGAAAUGGGCACGGCCGCCUCCUCCUCAUCUCUGGAGAAGAGCUACGAGCUGCCCGACGGCCAGGUCAUCACCAUCGGCAACGAGAGGUUCCGCUGCCCCGAGGCGCUCUUCCAGCCUUCCUUCUUGGGCAUGGAGUCGUGCGGCAUCCACGAGACCACCUUCAACAGCAUCAUGAAGUGCGACGUGGACAUCCGUAAGGACCUGUAUGCCAACACAGUGCUGUCAGGUGGCACCACAAUGUACCCAGGCAUCGCUGACCGCAUGCAGAAGGAGAUCACCUCUCUGGCCCCCACCACCAUGAAGAUUAAGAUCAUCGCUCCACCUGAGAGGAAGUACUCUGUGUGGAUCGGCGGCUCCAUCCUGGCGUCCCUGUCCACCUUCCAGCAGAUGUGGAUCAGCAAGCAAGAGUAUGAUGAGUCCGGCCCCAGCAUUGUCCACAGGAAGUGCUUCUAAAGAGACUGUCGGACACCCCCUCCCCCUCCCGAACACACUGCUACCAACCCAAACAAGUGGCUCCCAUCAACACUGUAUGCUGAGCCUGCAGCACCUCUUUACCUUCAUCACUGAGCUCUGCAGGAAGUCCAGAGCCCCCCUCCUACAGGCAGUGUGAAUGUGAGGAAUGAUUUGUGGUUUAGGUUUCUGUUUUUGUUCCCCACCUUUAUUUGCCUCUAUGAAGGUUUCAAACUUCUGCUGCCGGGCUUUCCUCUUGCCUGACAGAACCUGUUAGUAUUGCUUUAUGUAAAUUAUCUUUUUUUUUUGUACUUUCAGCCUUAAGAUAUUUGCUCAAAUUUUUGUGAUUAUGCAAAAAUUAUAGAAGAAAAUGCUUGUACUUUGUCAGGUGGUGUUUGGAAGGUUUUUACAUGAGCUCUGGUUGCAUAAUCUAAUAAAGUGCACAUGUCUGAGA